AUGCCAAAGCUUGUGAUGAAGUUGAUUUUCAUGCUUGUUCCAUCUCAGUCGCCAUUUUUUGUGCGCCCAAUUCUCAACAUGAUCGGUAGCCAAGUAAAUGGCCGUCUGGUUGAUCCUGACUUGAAGGCCAUGAUCAAGCUUACCUCAGAUACUUUGACCAAGGAAAGCGGCGAUGGCCGCGCUUGGUUCGCGGGCGGUGACAAGGAUGGCAACCCUACAGCGGCUGAUUAUCAGAUGCUGUUCCCUAUUGAGGCCAUCACGAGUGGUCGAAUGGACCCCGCCAUGGUUCCAGAGCCGUUGAAAAACUGGAUCGACAUGGUGCACAAGCGUCCUGCCUACAUACGUGCCUAUGAGAAGGGCGGUGCUUAUGAUUAUGCAAAGCUCUGA
Malassezia globosa CBS 7966 is the source of this 387-nucleotide messenger RNA. RefSeq lists its product as uncharacterized. Bases 1 to 387 code for a protein of 128 amino acids. Lineage: Eukaryota; Fungi; Basidiomycota; Malasseziomycetes; Malasseziales; Malasseziaceae. The transcript has a single exon. The record is from RefSeq and is a predicted model, not a curated record.